Molecule: messenger RNA, 888 nt
Organism: Branchiostoma belcheri (Belcher's lancelet)
Lineage: Eukaryota; Metazoa; Chordata; Leptocardii; Amphioxiformes; Branchiostomatidae
Product: transmembrane emp24 domain-containing protein 5-like
Exons: 4
Coding region: 46-729 (227 amino acids)
Biological process (GO): intracellular protein transport; Golgi organization; endoplasmic reticulum to Golgi vesicle-mediated transport
Cellular component (GO): COPII-coated ER to Golgi transport vesicle; Golgi apparatus; endoplasmic reticulum
Source: RefSeq, a predicted model, not a curated record
GUUCGCUUUUGUAGCGUGACUUUUGGUCACAGUUGACAGAACAACAUGGCGGAACCUUGGAAGAACAGGGCAUGUCGUCUGGGCCACUUCCUUCUCCUUCUCUUCGUUUUUCUACUACCUGGCGUCGUCUCUUCGACCGAUUAUGACUACACCUUUACUUUACCACCGGGACAGAGGGAAUGCUUCUAUCAAGAAGUCAAGAAAGAGACGAAUUUUGAAGUUGAAUACCAGGUAAUUGAUGGAGGUGACCUGGAUGUGACCUUUGUGCUGAGGUCACCAAAGGGGGUUCCUCUUGUGACAGAACUGCGGAAGUCAGAGGGAAUUCACAGUAUUGAUGCUAAGGAGGAUGGGGACUACAUGUUCUGUUUCGACAACACCUUCAGCAGAAUCUCAGAGAAGAUGAUCUUUUUUGACGUUCUGCUGGACGCUGACACAGAGAACGAGGAUGAUGACUGGAUGGACUUUGUCAGUCCGGAGGAAGAGCUGGAUAUCAAACUGGAAGAUAUGAAGGACUCCAUGGAUCGUGUGAAGGAGCACCUCUCCAAAAGCAGACAGAUCCAGAACGUCCUGCGAGUGUUUGAGUCGAAGGACAGGAGCACACAGGAACAUAACUUUGAGAGAGUCAACUUCUGGUCUGUCAUACAACUCAUCAUCAUGAUAGUCACCGCUCUUCUACAAGUCUACACCGUUAGGCACUUGUUCGAUGAUAAGAAGAAAGUUCGAACAUAGGCUGGAAAGGCUUGUUUUUUUGUAUUCUGAUGUAGAAGAAACAUGUUUGUAUUGCAUGUGAGAGUGAUGUACAAGUACAAUGCAGUGUUCUAGCUAGCACCCAUCUUUUAGGCCUAGAAAAAAAAAUGUUGUGUUUCCUGUUUCCCGACCGACCCUAGA